AUGCAGGCUACCGUGCAGUUUCUGCAGAGUUACCGGGAGUAUGUGAAGAGUGCCUCCAACAGCCUCUCGGAUAGCUUGGGCGUUCAAGGGAGCGGGAACAGGAGGCAUGGGUCUGAGUCAGCAAGGCAGCAACAGCAGAGAGAAGCGGAUGAAAACCUCGCAAAUCACUUUGCCUCGGUGCAGACCAUCUCAGACACCACAACGCUUCCGCAGAUGCUGGAGGAGCUUGAGAGGCACUUGAAUCGUGCUGCCAGCCUCGACGCCCUCAUACUCCGAAUACGGCAGAUGAAAGGUGGUGAUGGCGAGGCUGAUGCAACAAAGCUUGCCCUCUGGAGGGAGCUGGCAGAAGCAGGCUUUGCGAGGACGGCAUCUGCUAUCUGGUUGCUCCCGUUGCUGCAACUCCUCCUGAGGGUGCAGCUGAACAUAUUGGGACGCCAACUCUUCAUGGAGUCAAAUUUCCUGGAACCCAGGGGCAGGCCGGGAGCGUGGAGGGCACUACCGAUGAGGCUGCGGCCCACUGAGCUGAUCCGCGUGGGCAAGGGCGCUCAGGAGGAGUUCCUGGAGUAUGCUCACUACCUGCCAGAGCGCAGCGUGCAGGCGACUGUGGAGCGCCACAAGCUGGCUGCCUAUUCCGCCUUGGAUGGGCUUGAACUGACGCAGCCGUUGAGUGCUGAGCAGGUGCAUAUCGUGGUUUCCAAGAUGGCUGCUGAAUUUGAGGAGGCAGUGAGGCUGUCAGGCGGCUGGGUGGAUCUCGCCCUGCCCAGCGCAGAAGACGCAGCGCGCUACUUUGCCAGCUUCAGAAGGACGCCUCCUGAUAACAGCGCCCUGGUCCCAGGCCCGCAGGUGGCCAUAACAGAUGAGGAGAUUGUGCGCGCAAUGAUGGAGGAGGUUGAGCAGGUCAUGAGCCGGCCGCUCUUCUGCACAGCACUGAAGGCGGCAGUGGAUGAGGUGAUCAGGCAGGUGAGGGACCUGGUGCAGAAGGAGCUGGGAGAUGCGCAGCUGCCCAUGGCCAAAGUGGUGCCACGAGUCAGCCUGGUGGCUGACGCCCUCCUGAAGCCAGAUGGUGCCAUCCGGCAGUCGGUGAUUGCCGCCAUUGCAGCGCUGCCAGAAGUCGAAAAGCUCGCGGCAUCGGUGUAUUCCUUCGGGCCUCAGUGA
Molecule: messenger RNA, 1155 nt
Organism: Coccomyxa subellipsoidea C-169
Lineage: Eukaryota; Viridiplantae; Chlorophyta; Trebouxiophyceae; Coccomyxaceae
Exons: 7
Coding region: 1-1155 (384 amino acids)
Biological process (GO): protein import into peroxisome membrane
Cellular component (GO): peroxisomal membrane
Molecular function (GO): protein-macromolecule adaptor activity
Source: RefSeq, a predicted model, not a curated record